UCAAAAUUAAAGAUGGCCGACGAUGGUGCUGAAAAUCUUCGUAAACAAAUUGCUUUCCUUUCAAAUUUAAUUGAUUCCCACAAGAAUGGAAAUGGAAAACAGAAUAAAACCCCUGUCAUCCCAAAUCCUAAAGAAAAUAAAACCUGGUCAAGAUGGAAGACUGGAAGCAGGCAGUUUAACCAUAAAGAGCAAAAUACUGGAAGUGCUCAAAUUGUAUUGGAUAAUAGAAAAUUGUCCAGCAACAAUAAAACUGUUCAAUCAAGUCAUAGACUUCGAAACUCAUAUGUAAUUACCAGGCAGAACAGCAAACACAAUGUAACAGCAUCGAAAAAUGAUAGCAAGAUUUUACAUAUACCUAAUUCCAAAACUACUUCAUUGAGCUACAUACCACCCAUCACAAACCAACCAAAAAGCCAUGUUGCUACAAAAUAUAGAUUACAUAGAAAUCCAGUUCUUUCAAAAUCAGCACCACCAUUGAUUCCACUAACUUCUUCAAUGAAGAAACCUGAUAAAAAUGUCCUGUCAGAAACCUCAGGCCCAUCCUCUGCCACUAAUACGCCAUUGAAGAUGAUUGGUAGAACGUCUAAUGGCUACUCAAAACAACAGAGUAGUGCUACUUUAACUAAACAACGAAUUGGAAAUUUUAAGUGGGCAAAGAUUGAAAGUCAUUCGCCAUUGAAUGUUUCGAGAUCAAAAACAGAAAACAAGAGAGAACAAUCUGUGACGAAGCACGUAUCAAGCGCGCAUCCAAGGACAACUUUAACACCAGUUGAAAGAACCAUAGUCUUACCUAAGCCUUUAAGAAAAACUACAUGUCUGACAGCCACACCAGAGGAAAGGGUUGUGGUUUUACCUAAAAGCGAUAGAGCUGCCCCAACGCUAACAGGUAGAGCCACCAAAAGUACCAACACUUCGAUACGCAGUCUGGCUAAUGUGCCAAAAACUUAUACCACAAGUUCGAAAGCAUUGACUGGUAUGAAUGAAGAUACUGUACCAACAUCUGCUUUCGCAAAUAGGAGAGUUGUGAAUUUGCGAAAAAGACAGAAGUCAAGCUCAAAGUUAACGUCGUCAACUGAUGCAUCCAAUGUGAGAACAGUUUCUGGUAACACACGGAAAGUUGCUGUCAAAGGCUCCACCUCAUUAGACAGAAGACCUCUGCCCACAACCAACCCUAGGCUAGGGACGUACACCCUGCAGUCCUCUGCUGUAUCCAAAGGAGCGAAGUUGAAAUGGAGGCGAAAAAGUGCGAGUCAACUAACAAACGACCCGGCAGGCAAAAAUACAAGAUCUAAAAAUUUGCAUGGAAAUGAACUUCAAACGCGCCUUGCUCUAAAAUCGAAAUGGCGAAAGGCGGAACCGGUUUCUCUCACGAGAAAAAAAGUGAUAUCCAUUGCAAAUAAUCGCCAUUCAAGAGCGGACUUGCUCCAUACGCGGCAUGCAAAAAAUAUGCCUUCGUUGCGAACUGUACCGCAUUUGAGGCGCUCGAAUUUGAAGUGGAGCAAAAGUUCUUCCCAAACAAGUUUGCUUCAAAGAAGUGAGCAGUCAUCUUCGAAGUCAGACAAGCCAAAGUUUGUUCAUAAUUCAAGGUUUUCUUUAAGGAGAAGGAGGAGUAGCGAUGGAAGAAAGGUGUUAGCAGGGGACUAUUUAGGCUCGAGACGUGUCCACUAUAGGACUGGGGCAAUAGGCAAAGUUAAAUCACAAAACAAGGGAUUUCUGGCGAGGAGGCUGAGGUAUAUAGCAUAUGACUCUAAAAGUCAGCACAUUUCCAGGCUCGAAUCCAAAUACUCACUCAGGAAAUACGCUAAGACUCCGUUGAAAAGAAAGGUGAAAAUUGGCGGGAGUAUUUAUCUUAUUGGUUCCCAUGGCAAAACUUUGAAGAAGACGGUACCAUUAAAAUACGAUAAAACCAGCAGUUAUCCAACUUCACUACGGAGGAAUUCACUUCAUAUCUACCGGAGACCUAGCACUGCCCCAUCGUCGUUCACUAAUGCUGUUCAGAAGAUCUUCAAAAGGCAAAACUCUGUGGACAAGAACAAGACAAGAAAAGCCAAUAAAAUUUUGAAGCGAACUGUUCAAGCCAUUGCGAAGAGAGUGAAGAAACAAAAGUCUAAAUCUGAGGAGUAUUGCAUGUUUUUCAAUAAAUUUGGAAAAUGUACAAAGAAGGAACAAGGAAAAUGUCCGUACGUUCAUGAUCCAACGAAAAUCGCAGUAUGCACAAGGUUCCUCCGUGGAAAAUGUCAGCAGCUGAAUGGAACUUGUCCGUUUUCACAUAAAAUUGACAAGGAAAAGAUGCCAAUCUGUCAGUAUUUUCUCAAAGGCAAGUGUAAUCGUGAUGACUGUCCCUACUCUCAUGUAAACGUUGGUCGCCAGGCUGAUGUUUGCGAAGACUUUCUCAAAGGUUACUGUGCUCUUGGAUUCAAGUGUAAAAAGAAGCACGUACUUGAAUGCGAAGAGUUCAGUACGACAGGACAGUGUGCAAACAGAAGCAGGUGUAAGUUGAUUCAUCGCCGGAAGUUGCAACGACCGGGUAAACGAUACUUCGACGAAGCCAGCUCUCGUGACGCAGAAGAUGGCGUUCGUGACGUGAAACGAACUCGACGAAAGAGUAGCGAUGGUUUUCUGCCUCUUGAUGGCUGUGCUUUAUCUGAGGAUGACUACGAGAAGGAAACUAUACAAAAUUUUUCUCUAAGAAUUCGACCAAAUUUUGCAAGCAAAGAAUUCAAACCAUGAAUGAUUGGAGCACGCGGUGAAUUUUUUGCUGCGUAACGCUUGAUGCGUUGGCAUCGUUAUAUAAUGCUGCUGCGUUCGAGAAUGUGUCUUUCCGAAAGGCACCAUUGUAGUGAUUUUCACAAAAAAGGUGCUCCCGUCUCUGUGACCCAGUUUUUAACCCAGAUUUUGCUGUACCAACCUGGUAUAUAUCAUACCAACACACCCCAUAUGCUAUCGAAGGUGAAUGUUGACAAUUUCGACAUAUCACCAAUGGCAUAUCCCCAUAUAUUAAAUUAUGAAAUGGAAAUAUUGUAUUAAAUCUAUA
Messenger RNA from Dendronephthya gigantea, 3034 nucleotides. RefSeq names its product zinc finger CCCH domain-containing protein 3-like. The record is from RefSeq and is a predicted model, not a curated record. Lineage: Eukaryota; Metazoa; Cnidaria; Anthozoa; Malacalcyonacea; Nephtheidae. Bases 13 to 2730 code for a protein of 905 amino acids. Gene Ontology annotation, cellular component: nucleus. Gene Ontology annotation, molecular function: metal ion binding. The transcript is spliced from 12 exons.